AUGGCAUCAGAUAUUCCUGGCUCGGUGGCCUUGCCGGUGGCACCAAUGGCAAGUGGACAAGUGAGAAUGGCAGGAUCCAUGCCUUCCAGAGGAGGAAAGCGCCGCUCUGGAAUGGACUUCGAUGAUGAAGAUGGGGAGGGGCCCAGCAAAUUUUCAAGGUAUGAUGGUGAUCAAAUCUCUGGUGAUAAGGAAAAGUUUGCAAGGGAGAAUCAUAGUGAAAUUGAGAGACGCAGGAGAAAUAAGAUGACACAGUACAUCACUGAACUGUCUGAUAUGGUACCCACCUGUAGUGCAUUGGCUCGUAAGCCUGACAAGCUGACCAUUCUUCGGAUGGCUGUUUCACACAUGAAGUCAAUGAGGGGCACUGGAAACAAAUCUACUGAUGGAGCUUACAAGCCUUCGUUUCUUACAGAACAGGAACUGAAACAUCUUAUCCUGGAGGCUGCAGAUGGGUUCCUGUUUGUAGUUGCAGCUGAGACGGGAAGAGUGAUCUACGUGUCGGAUUCUGUGACUCCUGUGCUGAACCAGCCACAGUCUGAAUGGUUUGGCAGCACUUUGUAUGAACAGGUUCAUCCAGACGAUGUGGAAAAGCUGAGAGAGCAACUAUGUACAUCCGAAAACUCUAUGACAGGUCAGAUAUGUCUGAUGUAUGGUUCUGUGUGUUAUGGAUCCCUGCAGAGUUUUUCUGACAUUCCAAAUGCCCGGUUUAGAAAUCUGGGUCCAUUUUCUCAACCCUAUAACCUCUUCCUUCAGCCCUUGAAUUGGGGAAGCAACGACAGCAUCUUGACAAAGCAGAAACUUGACUUGCCUCGCAUCGGAUCAGAGAAAUGUCCUUUGAUUGUAUGUGUCCUGUUACAAGCACUGAUUGUUAGCGCUGCAUUGCUGGGAUUUUCCCAGCGCCUCUUAGCAAUCCUGCUACGCAGAGAAGCUGUUCCAGACCCCGAGGACUUGGGAGGCUGCCACUGCCAAAGGGAGCGACAGAGAACAAGUCAGCGGAGAAAGCAGGCUCCCUCUCACACUUCUGCCCCCAGCAAUAAGACUAGGACUGGGGCUGUGGUUGCAUGA
Molecule: messenger RNA, 1065 nt
Organism: Pelecanus crispus (Dalmatian pelican)
Lineage: Eukaryota; Metazoa; Chordata; Aves; Pelecaniformes; Pelecanidae
Source: RefSeq, a predicted model, not a curated record